Molecule: messenger RNA, 5472 nt
Organism: Stylophora pistillata
Lineage: Eukaryota; Metazoa; Cnidaria; Anthozoa; Scleractinia; Pocilloporidae
Cellular component (GO): cytoskeleton
Source: RefSeq, a predicted model, not a curated record
GCCAUAGCAAUGGCACAUGCGUCAGCUUAACUAUCAAAACACCAAAGUUUGUGCUGUUAACUUACUGCCAGUUUUGGCGACUGAAAGAUCAAGGGUUUUAGAGAAGAUGGCAAAAGAAACGCAGGUAUCAAAAACUGUGUUCAGCCACCUUAAUGAUUUUGAUGCUGUUACUGACUGUGUUACAAAGCUGCUGUUGUUGGAUGUUGUCUGACAGAAAUGAAUGUGAAAUUGGGUAUGUGUAAGGACUGAUAUAUGAACUAUGACGAAGAAAUUGAAAGAAGAAAAUGAACUUGAGGAUGUAAUAAAAUGAUCACGUAAGCAUAAAUCAUAGCUGCUUUGUAGAUCUGUUUUACAGGGGAUCGCACUGAUAAAUAUAUGGAUGUGGAAGGAACUUCUUAAGACCUCUUUUGAUAAUGAUGUGUUUUAUCAGGGUCUUUUGAAAUGGUGAGUAUUCAGAAAAGUCAGGCCUUAUCCUUCUUGAUAAGGAGAUGGUGUCUAAAAUGCAACAGGAAUCAAACUCUUUUGAGGUGGUUAGGUGUGUUUCAAAUGUGGGUGAUUUGUGUUGAUUAGAUGUGAGUCAGGUAAAUGACUGUGGGUUGUUUUAUUGUAAUGUGCCAUCUACUAUUCCAUUCAUGUACUAUUUAUUUAUGUUUAUCUGCUCUCUGUUUUAGGAUCAUGUUUCCAUGGAGUCAUUACUGAAUUCCGUGACACCAGGAGAUGUGGAAUUGACUUUACCUUAUUCAGAGACUUUGAAUGAUUUGAUCAACUACAACUCAGAACUUACUAAUAGUCCUACCUUGUCAUCUCCAAGCCCUAGUCAAGGGACAACUCAUUUGGAUAUCAGCCACAAGUUACCAACUAAGCUCUCUAAAAAUCCAAGUACUUAUGAAAAAGAACUUCGCACCCUGGUUUUGAAUCUUUAUUCAGAUAAGAAUAUAACUAUCGUGGAACCUAUCUCAUCAGAUGACAUGCUUACUUCAGCACAGGAUUCCAUGGUGCAAGGACCACAAACUAAAGGGGCUCCAUGUGGGGUACAUCAGAAAGCAAGUGUCCCUCAGCCCCUUGAUAUGAUGCAUGUGACGAUGCCUCAACAAGACCUUUUAGAAUCUGGGUCACUUGGACAUUAUUCUCUGGAUAAUGGUAGGGGGGAAUUUGAAGAGAUUGACACACAGAAUCCUCAAAAGCUCCAAGGUUAUUUGGUCAACUUUCAGAGAAGCAAGAAAGAAUUGUCAUGCCGCCAUAUCAGCCUCUCCUCAGAUCAUGUGAAUCAACCAUUUGAUGACUAUGGAGUACAUCUCGAAUUUGCUGAAACAACUGAAACUGAUAUCUCCGAAGUAGAUGGUGGAGAAACCGUUACGGAUGGCAAGAGGGAACUAGCUGUGAAUAGUCACAAGUUUUCUGACAUCAUGACAGAGAGUCGAGGUCCACCCUUAUCUGUUAAGGAGGAAGGUGUUGAAAGCGAAGGAAAUGUUUAUCUUGUUCCAGGUAUUGAUUUUAAGUCCUUUGGGAAGCAUUGGAGUGAUUCUGUCACUAAAGGGCUGAAAUUUGAGGAGACCACUUUAAAUGGCGUUGACGUAAAUAAAAGUGGCUUAGAUCAUGAAGAAAGUGCGGAUCUUGAAACUACUGGAGACGAGGUAAAAGCGAGUUCGCUGGCUGGAAAAGAUUAUGGCGAAUUUGCUCUUCAACGUGCUAGUUUGGAAGGAAAGCUGCAAUCUUUACAGGAAGAAUUGGCUAACGUUCUUGAAGACAGGAAGUCACUGCAGAUCAGAUUGCAAGCGGUAGAAACGCGACUGCGUAAGGAGGUGCACAAAGUGCGGGAAACUAACCCAGUUGCUGUGUCGUUAGUUGAGGAGCUGAAACGAAACAAGCACGAGUUGGAAAGUCAGCUAGUCAAACUGCAGAGCGCGUAUGAAGAAAAACAUGGCGGUCAAAAUGAGGCACUGGAGCAGUUGAAGAGAUCCUAUGUUACCAUUCAAAAUCUUAAACAGAAGUUGUCUUUAGUAGAGGGAGAAAUUAAUCAGCGUGAGGAAAUGGUGGGUUCACUUCAAAUUGAAAUGGAAAAUCUAAAGAAACUGCUUGAAAAAGCCAAAGAGAAGAAUGAUAAAUUCAAGAAAGAGAAUAUGGAUUUGAAUGCAGAGAUAGCGAGGCUUGUGGAUGUCAAGGAAUGGCUUCAAAAACAGUUGGGUUUCGCUCAAGAAGCCCGUACGAAGUUACAACUUGAAGUUAGCGAAUCUGAAACAAUAGUUGCAGCCAAAAACCAGCUUAUAGAACAGUUGAGAUGCGAAGGUGCGAGAUCAAGUCGGCAGCUCACUGAAUUGCAACAGAGUUCACUCUUGGAGAAAGCGCAGAUUCUGAAGCACAUGGAGCAAGUAGAAGAAGACAUUACUCGACAAAACUUCGCUUUUAAGGAGGCAGAAAUUGAAAAACAAAAAAUGCAAAACGUUUUGGAAGCAAAGGUUGAUUCGCUUGUGAAUGAAAACAAGAAACUUCUCGAGUUGAUGAGCUCCGCUGUGGAGAUUGAGAAGGAACUUGAUGUAGCGAAACAAGAUCUAGUUUCAAAACAAGCUUUACUUGAAACUAUAAUCAAAGAAAAAGAGAAAAUCAGGGAACAACUGAAGCUUGCACGUGAUUCCACCGAGGAGUACAAGCAAAAUCUUCACGAGUUGGAGUCAAAGUUUACCGAAACUAAACAAGAAUUGAAAGUCGCUCAAGACGAUAUUGGAGAAAAACAAAGCUUUAUUGAAAAGCUGCAGGAAGAAAAAAGAAUUUUAAAAGAAAAUCUAGAAGUUGCCAAUAAAGAACGAGAAGCUUGUGACAAUGCUAUUCACACAUUGAAGUUAGAUCUCGAGAAGGUUGAUCGCCGCUUUAAACUGAUGAAAAGAGAACUCACGUCCAAAACCAGUCAGCUUGAAGAAACAACGCUACAGAAAGAUGUGUUCAUGGGCGAGCUGUGCACACUGAGGGAGGGUUUGGAAAAUCAGGUUGCUGUGGCUUAUGCGUUGAAGGAAGAAUUGGCGCAGAAAGACAAGCUACUUCAGCAUUUUCAGGGGGUGAAAGACGCAUUGGAAAAAGAGAUUAUUAGUUUGACCCAAAAGUUAGAAUAUUCACAAGGAGAGAUUACGCAAGUGGACAAGGAGAAGGGGGAGAUUCAGAAACAACUUGAGACGGCAAAAAGGGACAAUGUGCUUCUGGAAGAAAAGUUCCACAAAUCCCAGCUGGAACGAGCCAGACUGGAAGGCGAAGUUGAAACGACACGUCAGUCAGACCAGCUUGAGAAAGAUGCCUUGAAAAGUCAGAAUGCAUCGCUAAGAGACGAAAUCAGGACACAGAAAACACAGCUCCAGGCAGAUGUUAUGAAAGAGCACGAUAAAGUAAUAAAUCUUGAACAAGAACUGAAAUACCUGACUGAUGAGAUUAUUAGAAAAGAAGGUAAAUAUAACAAAGACCUACAGGCCUUUGAAGAAAAACUACAAGAAAUGAAGAAAAAUGAGAAAUUGGCUGAAAAAGAAUUGAAAAAGCUUCACGAUGUAACUGAAGAAAGGGUAGAUAAGCUGAGGAAAAGUUAUGAAGCAGAAUUGGAAAAUGGCAAAAGCGAUCUUGUGACUCUCCAACAGGAAAAAAGUAAAAUGGCUCAAGAAUUUGAAUUAUUUCAGAAGAAAGUCACGAAUGAGCUUGGAAUUAAAGACAGAGAUAUGAGACAGAUGGAAAAAGAACUUUCAGUCUUGAAGAAGACACUCAAAGGAAAGAACUCAGAGUUAGAGAAAACACAAUUCUGUGCCAUAGAACUUGAACGAGAGAAGGGUCGUCUGGCUGGAGUUUUAGCAAGUCAGAAAACCUUGCGAGAACAUGUCGUUAAAAUUGAAAGUGAAAUAGCAGCUCGGGAAUCAGCCUUGCUCGAGGCGGCUAACGAGCUAGACAGAGUAAAAAAGGACAAAGAUUUACAAACAAGGACGGCAAGUGAAAAAAUACAAAACCUGGAGGUUCAGCUGAAGACCAUAAGAGAAGAAAAGAACAACCUGCGGGACACUUUCAGAAAAGAAAGGCAGGAAAAUAUUGUUUUGAGAAGUGAAGUUGAGGAAAGUUCAAAUGGCAUCGCAGAGUUGAUGAAGAAACUGAGCGUGGCUGAAACGGAAAUUAAACAGCUGCAAGAGAAGCUUAACAAUGGAAGUAGUGAAGCCAAGAGAUAUCGAUCUGCUCUGGAGGGGUUGAAGGAAAGCUUUGCAGAAGAACAAACUGAACGCGAGAGUUUACAAAAGAGAUUGGAGGCAUUGUUGGAACAAGAGACAGCCAAGGAUAGGAUAGCAGAGAGCUUGGAAUGGGAAGUUGGUAGGCGAACAAAAGAGGUGGACUACCUUAAAGAGCAGAUGCGAGUCAUGGAGGAGAGGCAACAGUUAGAGAUGGAGAACUUGAAAACUGCCCUACAAGUAUCUAGAAGCGAAACAACAUCGCUGCGUUCUGAGUUAUCAGAGGCAAGGAAAGCCAAAUGUACCUACCAAACGAAAACAUUUGAAUUGAAAGAUUCCCUUCUCUCCGUGAGACGAGCCGCAGAGUCGUUAAAACAGCAAUUAUUCUUGAAGCGCCAGGAGAUGGAAUCCUUGAUAAAGGAUGUUUUGGCUUCAAGGAGUCUUCCACAACUGCAAGAGGAUAUUACAAAGAAAAGGGAAACAAUGCUUGGAAGUGAGAAAACGGAAGAGGACGUGGGUGCUGCUAGCAAUAUGUCCAUUGCCGUUAACAUGAGGCCGAUUUCCAGUCUACAAGAAUGCAUGUCUUCACUGAGGUCACAAAUCAGCAACCUGCAGAAACAAAUGAACGAUCACACAGACUCUGUGCAAACGGCCACUACGACUUGGAGGUCGUUUAAGGAAAAUGUUCAUCAACUUCAAGCAAGUCGCAAUACACAAAGCAGCCAACAGCUGACAGCCGAGAAAGACACUUAAACUCUCUUCAACAAAUUUGUGACUUAGGUUAAUCGGUAGCGAAUUGGAACAAAUAUGGGGAAAAAAAACUAUAAUCUAAAGGGUGCUCUCAGAGGUGCUCUUCAAAAAACGUGUGCAGUGGAUUCACAAUUGUUGAAACCAGACUGAAAAAAUGUUUGCGUAGCAUGUUUGUACAAUAUUCUUUGAUGAAAGGUGACUAUUGUUUCGAUGCUUUUCAACAUAUUCUACAAGCCUUACCGAUCGUAUUUGUAAUUACAGCAAGCAAACUUAAAUGCGAAAAAGGCACUUAAGUAAGUUGGACGGUUAGCUGGUGUUUGAGUGAAAAACAACUCCAUUCUUUAUCAGAUAGACAAGUAAAAGGCAUUAUUUCAUUUUAAGUCAAAUUUAUUUUUAUAUUUGAUCUCUGCAAAAACAACAUGGAUGUGUUUAUUUUCUGUUUGUAAAAAUAAAUAUUAUGAAAUUAUUUUUUGCCGUCUUAGUCAACAAUUGAAUAACAGAUAAAUAGUGAUAAAUAAAAAUGAGUUUCUACACAUUA